AUGGAUACAGCUAAGUUGUUGAAGAGCACACGGUUUGCUAGGAUUUUAAAGUUGGAUGAUGAUACAGUGGUUAAGUCUAUUCAAAAGGAUUAUUCGAUAGCACCUCAUGAUCCGUAUCAAGAACUCUCGAUACUACAAAAAUUGAAUAGGCAAGAACCUAAUAAUGAUAAUAUAAUAAGAUUGAUCUCAUCAGAGAUUACUGAUGAGGAUAUUAAUUUGGUUUUCCCAUUUUAUAAGAUGAGUCUACAGGACUUUUUGCAGCAAAGUUGUCAAAAGACCAGUAACAAUCCAUACUAUUCAAUUGGUGAGGACACAAUUGUUAAAUAUCGUUAUAGAUUUGAUACAAAUAAAUACUGUUAUGAUUUUUUUAAUCAGUUAGUGGUUGGAUUGGAUUUCAUUCAUUCUCAGAAGAUCAUUCACAGGGAUAUGAAGCCUCAGAAUGUCAUGUUAGAUUUUAUUGAUGAGGAUAAAAUUAUACUAAAGAUUAUAGAUUUUGGCAUUGCUUAUGAUUUCAAAGAUAAUCAAAAGGAGGAUAAGGAUAAUUUAAUUACUGAUGUGUCUACUUCAAUAUAUAAAGCGCCUGAAUUACUCUUUGGAGUUAAAAAUUACUCCUACAGCGUUGAUAUCUGGUCAUUAUUUAUUAUGCUUACACAAUGGUUACAGAAGGACAGAUUAUCUUUUACAAAUAUUGAAUACAUACCAGCUAUAGUUGAUAAUGGAGCUAGCAAUGAUGAAGUACAUUUAGAUGCUGGAAGCGAUAUUAAAUUAAUCUUUUCGAUUUUUGAAAAAUUUGGAGUUCCAUCAAAGGAACAAUGGUCACAAGUGAUUGAAUUUGGAUCGUCAGAUGCUUUCAUAGGUAUGUUUAGCGGGUACGAUACUUCGACGUACUUUUAUAAUAAAACUAAAGAAGAACAGAAAUCGUUGCUAUUAGAAUGGCUACCAGGAUUAUUGACUAUUGAAAAUCCGCAACAUACGGAGAAACUGAUAGAAUGUUGUUUAGGUAUGGUCCAUUAUCAAUCUACUUUGAGAAUUUCAACGGAACAAUUAUUAAAAAUCUUGAACUAG
Vanderwaltozyma polyspora DSM 70294 is the source of this 1065-nucleotide messenger RNA. RefSeq names its product cyclin-dependent protein kinase-activating kinase CAK1 (gene CAK1). Gene Ontology annotation, molecular function: protein kinase activity; ATP binding. NCBI's taxonomy places the organism in Eukaryota, Fungi, Ascomycota, Saccharomycetes, Saccharomycetales, Saccharomycetaceae. Gene Ontology annotation, biological process: regulation of mitotic cell cycle; protein phosphorylation. Bases 1 to 1065 code for a protein of 354 amino acids. Gene Ontology annotation, cellular component: nucleus. The record is from RefSeq and is a predicted model, not a curated record. The transcript has a single exon.